CUCUCUCUCUCUCUCUCUCUCUCUCUCUCUAGAGCUUCUUCCAUUGACGCAUAAUACAAUAUUAUAUGGAUGGCAUAGAAUAAGUGUCUGGGACUCGGACCGCUGGUGGGGUAUAUUUGAUGAGAAUGUAAUUGUUAAAAUAAGAUCAGGAAGAAACCUUUGACUCAUUGGCCAUUAGGUCUAGAAGCUUGUGUGUGUCCUUGUUCUUAGGGCUUUGCCCCGCAUAAGUGCUCUGAGGUCGAAUAAUGUAGAAGGGGUUGGUGAAAUCUGGCUCUGUUCUGGGUUGCCGGUUCUCUUGAAUAUGCCAUUUGGGUUUUGCUGAUAAAGCAAUAUACUCUGGAGUCCGACUCGGGAGGAGGGUUUCUUUGGCUUCUUCAGCUUACUGCAGGAAGUUGGAUUUCUUGGCUUCUUGAGCUUGAUUUAGGUUCUUUUCAUCCUUCAGAUUUGAUGUGUCCAUCUGGGUGUUUCUGCCCUACCGCAAAGUUUCAAGCUUUUGGCCCUUUGUCUCUCUCUCUCUCUCUCUCAGACAUAGAGAAGCUUAUAUUUUUGGACAUCCUUUUGGGCUAUCUUUUGGUUAGGUUUCGGCUUUCACUUGUUUCUUGUCCUUCGGUUGGCCUAAGAGGUUGCUUUGGGGCGGUUAGCAUAAGAUGCUUACUUGACUUCUCUGAGCUUGUUGAUUAAUAAAAGCCAAAGCUUGAUUGGGAUUAUGUUAUGCCUUUGGAAUAGUGGGGGGAAGCUACCAUUUUGGAGAAAAACCAACAUAGCUAUUUAUUGUGUAAAGUACCUCGAGUGACUACGGGCCUAAUCACCUGAUGCUUUGCGGUUAACUUACGCAAAUGUCUUUCAUCAAAGAAGGUGGUUGCGCUGGAUUAUUGACUUUUUCAAUCUCCCACCAAAAUUCGAAGAAGAGAAGACUGAGUUUUUGCCUGCAAUGAUGCUCGAAAAAUGCCAAGGAUGCUUGCUCUUUUUUCUUCUGCUUACAUUUUUGGACACCACUUUCGGGGCGUUUGUGGGUAUAAACAUCGGAACUGAUGUCACUGACCUUCCAUCAGCUCCAGACAUAGUAUCAAUCCUUAAAGAGCAUCAAAUCACCCAUGUGCGACUUUACGAUGCUGACCCUCAUAUGCUUAAAGCCCUCUCCAACAGUGGGAUUGACGUAACUGUUGGUGUGACCAAUGAAGAAAUCUUGGGAAUUGGGGUGUCCCCAUCAACGGCAGCAGCAUGGAUCAGUAAGAAUGUAGCAGCUUACUUGCCUUCGACGAAUAUAACGUAUAUCGCUGUGGGAAGUGAGGUUCUCACUGCGAUCCCUAAUGCGGGCCGUGUGUUGAUUUCUGCAAUGAACUACCUCCACAAAGCCCUAGUGGCUUCAAAUCUCAACUUUAGGGUCAAAGUCUCAGCUCCACAGUCCUUGGACCUAAUCCCAAAGUGGUUCCCUCCCUCCACUGCGGCCUUUAACUCUUCUUCGAACUCUACAAUUUAUCAGCUCCUUCAGUUCCUAAAGAACACAAACUCCUCUUACAUGUUGAAUGCUUAUCCAUACUAUGGGUUCACAGAAGGGAAUGGAAUUUUCCCGUUAGAGUACGCUCUCUUUCGGUCUCUUCCCUCAGUCAAACAGAUUGUUGACCCGAAUACACUUUUCCACUACAACAGCAUGUUUGAUUCUAUGGUGGAUGCUACUUAUUACUCAAUUGAGGCCCUGAAUUUUUCGGGGAUUCCUGUUAUAGUGACGGAAACUGGGUGGCCAUCCUCUGGUGGGGCCAAGGAACCCGAUGCAACAGCGGAGAAUGCCCGAACCUUCAAUGAUAACUUGAUCAGGCGAGUGCUGAAUGGGUCAGGGCCACCUAGCCAGCCUGAUAUGCCCAUUAACACAUACAUCUAUGAGCUUUUCAAUGAAGAUAGUAGACCCGGACCUGUAUCAGAGAAGAGCUGGGGCGUGUUCUUCACGAACGGGACUGCUGUCUAUCCUCUCAGUCUUGGUACCUCAGGCCGAAUUACAGGAAAUUCCACAGGCGAAUUCUGUGUGGCGAAGCAGGAUGCAGAUACCGACAAGUUGCAGGACGGGCUAAAUUGGGCUUGUGGGCAAGGCCAGGCUAACUGCUCACCAAUUCAAGAGGGUCAGCCCUGUUACACACCUAACACGGUUGUGAAUCAUGCCUCUUAUGCCUAUAAUGACUACUAUCAGAGAAUGCACGCGUUAGGUGGGACUUGUGAUUUUCAGGGCACAGCUAUGCUCACUGCAAAUGACCCAAGUUAUGGAUCAUGUAUUUUCACAGGAAGUUCGAACUCCAGCAGCGUACUCCUUCCUCCAUCAGCACUAGCACCCGCCAAUCCCCAAGCAGGAAGUUUCGCUGUGACUUCUGUUUCAAGACCGCAGCUCUUGCUCUUGUUGUGGGCAAUCUGUCUAACUCUCGUAUUGCUGUAAGUGUAUGAUCCAUAAUCGUACCAUUCACCUGAAGUGGCAUCUCUCUUUUUUUUAUUGAUCUGUCAUCAAUUUUGUUGGUGUUUAUAGUCGAGUCCCACUGUCGGUUCGGGCUUGCUGUACAUUCACUCUUAGAGCAGUGGAUAAAAUCUACAAUUUUUUCAAGACUAGCUGGGAUGUGUUAUUUUAACUGAGAAAUGACAAUGUGCUGAACUUUCUUCAUCUUAGCU
This is a messenger RNA of Punica granatum (pomegranate), 2649 nucleotides long. Lineage: Eukaryota; Viridiplantae; Streptophyta; Magnoliopsida; Myrtales; Lythraceae. The record is from RefSeq and is a predicted model, not a curated record.